This is a messenger RNA of Mesorhabditis spiculigera, 449 nucleotides long. NCBI's taxonomy places the organism in Eukaryota, Metazoa, Nematoda, Chromadorea, Rhabditida, Rhabditidae. The record is from the annotation of a GenBank genome assembly.
AUGCAGCAAAUAUUGGCCUUGUUUAUUUUGGUGGUAACUUUCCUGCAAGGGACCGCCCAAAGCCCGGAAAAUGUCAGCAGAUUGGACCCGGACUCGGUGCCACCAAAUCCAACAGUCCAUCAUCCUCCCGGCUGGAUACCGUAUAUCAAUUGGUCUACUGAGGAAUUGAGGAGAUUAUUCGAACGUUUGGAUAGUGAUGGAGAUCACGAAAUUGAUGCUUUUGAGGCUUCGAGGGAGCUCGGAAAACGCGCUCUGAUGGCCGUCCAGCCUCGCGCUAUAAUGCUGAAAGCCCUGCUAAUAUUCUACGCUGUAUUCGCCUUGUUGAUAAAAGCAGAAAGGCUACGCGAGCAAUUCGAAGAAUUCGACGCAAACCGUGACGGCUUCAUCACCGUUGGUGAAAUGCAGCAGGGUAUGAAAAAGCGCGGUGAUAGCGGCGGAAUUGGGUUUUG